ACGCAGCAAUGACCGACUCGAUGUUCAUGGAGUGGCUUGAACACCGCCUUAACCCUGCGUACAACGCGAUCCCUGAGUUCAAAGGCAAACGGAUGAUUCUUGUUCUUGACAACGCCUCAUACCACCAUCGAUUUGACGCGGAAGUCAAAGUGCCGGAAACCAACACUAAGAAGCACAACGUCGAUCUGUUGCGUAGGGUUAAGCAUAAGGAGGGCGGACAGUGCGUUGUUGAGUACAACUUCGAGGUACCGACAGAGCCUGGUUCUUCAUUCCCUGCAGGGAACAGGGAGGGCGGUGUAAGCAGAGCGGAGGUAGCAACGGCCACUCGGGAGUACAUCCACCUCAAUCACCCUGAAAGGCUCGAGGAACGGGUGGUGACGUUCAUGAGGAAAAAGGGGUGGGCGUUGAUUUGGACGCCGCCCUACAUGCCGUCCUUUCAACCGAUCGAGCUUUUUUGGCAGCAUGGUAAGCAGNACAGGGAGGGCGGUGUAAGCAGAGCGGAGGUAGCAACGGCCACUCGGGAACACAUCCACCUCAAUCACCCUGAAAGGCUCGAGGAACGGGUGGUGACGUUCAUGAGGAAAAAGGGGUGGGCGUUGAUUUGGACGCCGCCCUACAUGCCGUCCUUUCAACCGAUCGAGCUUUUUUGGCAGCAUGGUAAGCAGUACGUCAGCCUUAACUUUGAGUUGAAGCGAAAGAUGCGGGAGGUGUGGGUGCAGAUUCGUAAAGGUUGGUACGGGGACAAGGAAUGGCCAGGCCAGGAGGGGGGGUGGAAGGCAGCCGAUUGUUCGAAGCUGGUUGACCACGCCAUUGGAGAGAUGAAUAAGUGGGUCAAGGACCGUGAUGGAGUGCUUUCUGGUACGAUAGGCAGCCUCGAAAAGCCGGACGGGUACGAUACAGAUGAUGUGUCGCCCGUGGGUGAUGUCGAGGAAGGGGUAGGGGAGCAGAUCCAGCAGGAAAGCGCAGAAUGGGGUGACGGCAGCGACGAGAUUGAACCAUGAUGAGAGUUUUUUCAGCCUUGU
Molecule: messenger RNA, 1022 nt
Organism: Ectocarpus sp. CCAP 1310/34
Lineage: Eukaryota; Phaeophyceae; Ectocarpales; Ectocarpaceae
Source: the annotation of a GenBank genome assembly